Molecule: messenger RNA, 537 nt
Organism: Hemisphaericaspora subhashii
Lineage: Eukaryota; Fungi; Ascomycota; Pichiomycetes; Serinales; Debaryomycetaceae
Exons: 1
Coding region: 1-537 (178 amino acids)
Cellular component (GO): cytoplasm
Molecular function (GO): protein binding; zinc ion binding
Source: RefSeq, a predicted model, not a curated record
AUGAAAGUCACUAUUAGAUUAUCAACCGAAACUUCUUAUACGAUAACCAUUCCUGAUAACUCAACAGUUGAAGACUUAAAGAACUCAGCUAAAGUAGGUUGUCCUAUAACGUCAACUUUACCAAAAGAUUUCAAAUUAAUCUUUAAUGGAGAAAAACUACAACCUCGUUAUCAACCAUUACUGUCUUUUGGUAUUCAGCAGGAUGAUGUAACGGUUAUCUUAAUGAAUAAUGGUUCCGACACUCCUACAUUAUCCCCAAGAACCUCAAAUUCCAAUAUUUCAUCGCCAACCGCAACAACAACAACCAGCUCGCCCAUUAAGAAACCAAAGAAGAAGAAUAAGUGUUCUUUUAAGGCGUGUACCUCAGCCCCAUUGAGGAUGGUUGGAACUUGUAGUCAUUGUCAAGGUAAAUUCUGUGCUAAACAUAGAUUAUUGGAAGAUCAUUUAUGUACUGGAUUACAAUCUUGUAAAGACAAUGCUCAUGAAAGAAAUGCCAUGAAAUUACAAAGUGAAAGUACUCUUACCAGUAGAGUAUGA